Molecule: messenger RNA, 12750 nt
Organism: Strongylocentrotus purpuratus (purple sea urchin)
Lineage: Eukaryota; Metazoa; Echinodermata; Echinoidea; Camarodonta; Strongylocentrotidae
Product: glutamate formimidoyltransferase
Exons: 7
Coding region: 83-1072 (329 amino acids)
Molecular function (GO): transferase activity; folic acid binding
Source: RefSeq, a predicted model, not a curated record
UACAUAUUGCAAUGUAUCGCUGGCGAAGUGAGGACCCAGUUGUUUUGACUUUUGGGGAAUUGAAUGAGAGAAAUAUCUCAGGAUGUCUUCUGGGAGGCUAGGAAUUUGUCUUUUGAACAUCUCAGAAGCACGGAACCGUCUCAUCCUUGAGAAUGUUGCCCAGGCAGCUACAAGAUCCACUGGAGGUUCACCAGGGAUCCUGUCAUCAGUACUCAACAUCUUCCAAGACAUUGAUUACAACCGUUCAGUGUUGACCAUUGCAGCACCCAUCAACCACCUGAAGGCUGCAGUGUGCGGAGCAUGCAAAGAGGCUUACAGGCAGAUAGACUUGUCAAAACAAGAAGGCGUUCAUCCAAGACUUGGUGCUGUGGAUCUCAUUCCUAUUUAUCCGCUGAUGUCUUCUGUCUCCCUCAAGGAAUGUGGGGAGAUUGCACACUCUAUUGCAGAGGAGCUUAGUGAUGAAAUAACAGGCACAUCCUUCUUCCUUUUUGGCUCUGCUGAUUGGCCGGAACAGAGAGGGCUAGUGCCACGAAGGAAGGCUGUUGGUUGGUUCAAAGGAAAGCAUGGCAUUGAUUGGUCAAAGUUCAGCCAUGAUCUUGGGGCACCACCAUCUAGCAGAUAUGGACUUACAGGUUGUGGAGCAUCUCAUUAUGUUACCAACUGCAACGUUACAAUAGACACCCAAGAUCUGGCGUUUGGACAGGAGAUCGUGCAUGCUAUCCGAGCCACAACUCCUGGGGGACUGCCAGGUGUUCAGGCUAUGGCCUUUCCUCAUGAGGGGACCAUUGAAAUCGCAUGCAACGUUGCCAGUCUUCCAAAGCACGACCAGAGUGCAGGGGGAAAUGCUUCAAAUGAUGACACCACCAAGGAACAUUGCCCUCUUGUUUUGGACUAUACAUCACCAGAAACUAUCGAACAGCGAGUGAAGGAUCUGGCAGGGCAGAAGGGGAUUAGGAUGGUCGGGACUACUCUGAUCGGGUUCAGGCCAGAAGAAGCCUGUAAGCUAGCCAUAGAUGCUCUCCAGUCCGGAAACAAUCAGCUAUGGAAGUCUAGAGGUGUUCGACUCAUGUGAUUUAUGAUUCACCACAGUUAUCUUCAAUGUGAAAUGUACUAGCUCACUUUGGUUUGAGCAGUAAUUUGAACUAUAAAAUGCAGUCAAAUUCAAAGCAUAGCACUUGUAAGAUAAUCCUAUUACCGAUAGCAAGUGUCGCAUAGGAUGCAUUUUACCAUCAUGCCAGGGAAAGCAUUACAAGACACUCCUACAGAAUGCCAGAUAUUUGGACUGGUGCUUGCAGCAUAGGGAUAAGAGGAAAAACAGGGAGGCACAACAUACCAAUUACUGGACCACUGUACUACUCCUGCAUACUUAGAACCUGAAGAAUGUGAUUUAAAUGAGAGAUACAACAUUACAUUUUAAUUUUCAACUACACGACUCCAGUAAACAUUGGACAGUGAGGAAAGGAGAAUGAGGAUGAAUUUGUGGGAACUGUUCUGAUGAUGAAGUUCAGGCCUAUGAGGAAGCUCGCCAGUUAGCCACGAUAGCCCUGCAAACCAAGAAUGAUCAGCUUUGGAUUGAUGGAUUCAUAACAAACCUCCUCAAGAUACAAUAAACUGAUUGAGAUUCUAGCAGAAACAUGAACUUUAUGAAUGCUGAAUGAAGUGCCUUAUUGGUUUGUAUAGUUCACUGAACAAUUUUCUUGUCUGUUGUUUCUUUGUGAGAUUUGUACUGUUAAAACAUAAAAUUGUCAUUUGUAAAGGAGAUAAUUUAUAUUUUUGUGAAUUAUGGCAUAAAAAUGCUCAAUGUACAUUUAAGUCAUCAACAUUGUCAUUGUCAUACAGAGACGCCGACCUCUUGACACAAAAAACAGACUGAAUAUCCUAAAAAAAAUCAGCCCUAUUAUAGCCCUAUCAGAAUUCCUCAUGAUCUUUCAUAGCCACCUUCCCUGAAGCUUGAAAGUCUCUAACAGAGUGCCCCACAAUGAGUUGAUCAUCUGCCCUUUGGUUGCAAAGUUCUUGAUAACUGCGCUGUUUAAGUGAACUGGCACUAGCAAUCACUUUGGGGUUGACAAAUUGCACCAAGAUGAAGUAAUUUUUGUAUCUUGUCAUGGAGAAGGUGGAUCUUUGGUUCAUCUUGCUCAAGCUCCAGAUUGAGGACAUUGUAGAGAGGGAUCGUAUGCUGCAAAAACAGUAUAGUUUGUGCUUGUCAGUGACUUUUUUUUUGUAGUUCUCACCAGCUUUGGUCACACUUGUCACAGACACUCUACUGGUAUCCUCACCUGCUUUGACUUUUGGACACACUUUUCCAACAUCAUUGAUGCUUGACUUUGUCCCUGAAAAUAUCUGUCAACUAUAAGUAGUGCCCCUGGUUGAAGAAAUGCGUGUAGUACGCUUCACUGAUCUCUUUGCAGUCUUAGGAGAGUUUGAGGGCAGGAAAUUUGUAGGCAGGAUCUUGGUAGUUCCAGCACUGCUAACACCAGACAAAGACUUUGUAGCAGAGGUCUUGGUAGGUUUAGUAGUACUGCUCGUAGAAAACACAAACUUCUCCAUAGAAGUCUUGGCAAAUUUAGCACUCAGUGCUGGCCGAAGACACAGACUUCUCCACGGAGGUCUUUGUAGAUUGAGCACUGCUAACAGAAGACACAGACUUCUCCACAGAGGUCUUGGUAGCUGGGGUCUUAGAUGCCCUAGCACUGCUUGCAGAGGAUGAAGACUUUUUUGGUACAGGAGUCUUUGCAGCACUGCUUGUCAUACUCAUUUUGUGCCUCUUUGACUCACUCGGGCCACCAGAAGCAUCACCUUUCCUCUUCUGUCCUACUUGUGCUUCCUGCUUGAAGUACUCUUGCAGGGAAAUCCACUGCUCCAAUAAUCUUUCCAGAGAUCUCUCCAUAGAUAACCACCUUCAUGCAAAUUUAUAAACAAAGAAGACAAAAUUACGAUUUAGUCAAAAUAUUGAUUUUCACAUGUAGUUUACAAAUAUGCAAUUUUCUAUAUCUUGAAACCCAAAAUGAACAAUUUGUGAAAAGGCCAAUUAUCAUUCAACUUUGGAAAAUUGAAAGCAUAAAAUCUGGAUUCAAUUUGAUUCAGUACCUUCACCUUCAAUCUUUAGUUAUAACUUUUCUCUCUCUUGUUUGUUUCACUAUUCAUUUGCUGUAAAUUUGUAAAAUGUGUGUACAAAUUGUAUACAAAUAUAUGUUGUUAGAAAUCUUAGAAUGGAAAAGAAGCAAUAACGAUUUUCAUAAAAAAUAAAAAUCAGAACUACCUUGUACAAAUGUGUUUCAGGAUUGCAUGAUCUUUAACACUGCACAUAGCCUGAACCUGCUUGUAUUCCUUGUGCCGCUUCAAAGAUUUUUUGAGGUAGUAGAAAGUCCCAAUGAGUAGCUCUUCUGGAGAGAAGGACAGUUGCUUGGCUCCUUUGACUGGUCAUGGUAGGGUAACACUGGAGCUUAGCUCCUUCAGCUUCUUGCUUAUGCAAGGGUCACUCUGUGGCCUGGACCCACCCUCCUCAGGUCAUCACCUUUCUUCACCUGAGCCAAUUAUUUGUAACCUCAGGGUUUCACCAUCACUUCAUGUGCUUUACAAAAAACAAAGGCAAAGCAUCACUCUUAUCAGCAAAUGUGUUAGUCCAGGCUUCACCCUUUGAAUUAUUUGCAUAGGUGAUGCUUCACUUUUGUCAGUUUUACAUAGGUGAGGCUUCACUUGUGUCAGUUUUCCAUAGGUGAGGCUUCACUUUUGUAAGUUUUCGGCCGGUCUGAAGCUUCACCACUGUUUCACCAUACUGGCCAUUUGCAUAGUUCAAGCUUCACCACUGUUUCACCAUAUUGGCCAUUACAUAUUUCAAGCUUCACGUUUUGAAAUCAAGCUCCACCAAUGUUUACUUAUAAUAGUAGACCAUGACUGCAAUGGUCUAUAGUCAUGAUAGUAGUUCCAUACUGCUCAAUAAGUACCAAGUCAACCAGGUUUCAAUUCAAAGAUACAGUAACAUGUUUAUUUUGUCAAUCCAAUGUUUCUACAGAUAUGUUGUUAUGAAACUUAAAACGUUUAUACAAAAGUUGUUUUAACUACAAGUCUUGUUUUCUAAUACUAACUCUUGUUUUCUAAUACUAACUCUUGUUAACUAUAAACACUAACUCCUGUUACCUAUUAAACUCUGUUACUUGGAAAUGAAAGAAAAUGUUCAUUCCAGACAAAUUUCAGGUUUGCGUUGUUAGAUUUUGACAUUGUGUUCAUUAAAACGACACUAUAAAAAUAAUGAAGUUGCACAAGUGCACAUUUCUUUUUAUACAGGCAGUACUGUCACAUUAUUUUUGUAGUGUAGAUAAACCAAGCUAAAACUCAUUUUUGGUCUGGUUUAUAAAAUGUUAGCUUAUCAAAUUUCCUAUUCACAAUAGCUUGGUUACACCUCAUUUGUUGUAGUUGAAUUCAAGAAACUUUUGGCCGGGUAUUGUACGACCACCUGAUGAUGGACCACACAAUUCAGCCUUGCCCAUAACACACUAAUUAUAAUUGGUCCGAAACUAUUCAAGUAAAGCAAACCAAAAAAGAAGUUAACUCUUCAUUACCUGAGAAUUUAUGAAAUGAGAGCAUUAAUUAUAGAGAGUAAUAUGCAUGAUCAAAGUGUACUCAAUGCUUUGCUUACUUAGUCGUGGUCACUACUAUGAAUAAAACUUGAUGGGGAAAUUGUCCAGAAACAGUCAAUAAGUCAACAUACCAACAUAAUACAAAGUAUAGAACUUUCCAGCUAUCAAACACAUUGUAUGCAUUUGUAAGACCAUGUAUACUUGACUGGCAAGCAUCUCUCAUUUCAUAUUUUAACUAUGACAUUGACAACACCUGAACAAUUUCCCGAUCAAUUCAUUCAAUAGUGAACCUGUUGCAUGCUAUAAACUACAUAAAUCCAAGUCAAGACCUUCCAGAGUGGAUGUCGUUACUGUGAGUUCAGCCAAUAGGCGAUCGUCAGAGGACUACAUACAUUAAUCAGAUGAAAAAACAUGGAUGGAAUACACAGCUUAGAGGACUGCAUUUGUAUACAGUACAGGAUUCCGGCAUUCUAGCAUGAAGUUGGCCAGGUAUACAUGUAAGGCUUUUGGAAUGAAAGCACCAUAAACUGUCUAGCACACUCACAUAAAUAAUAUCCUGAUAGAAAAUGCAAAAAAACACAAAAUUAUUUUUUCGACUUCAGACUCAUUUCGCUUGAUCGCAUAUAUGUGCUGCAUAAAAAAUCAGACACAUUUGAAAUAACAUGUGCAUUAAACUUUGACCUUAUUCUGUUGUCACCGCAGGAUCAAUGGGAUGAUGUGAACACAUUAUGUGUCGGGUACGCCAGUCCCGACUUCUUAUUCAGGGAGUACUUUAUAAUUAUUACACAGUAUAAAUAAUAAUGUUUAGUAUACUACUAUAUAAAAUAAAAUAAUCGGGUAUAAAUAAUCAUAUAAAAUAAGUACAUUACAAUCUUGAGUAACUUGUAACCAUUCAUGAGGUAAUACAUGUAAGGCUUUUGGAAUGAAAGCACCAUCACUGUCUAGCACACAUACUAUAUAAUAAGCACCAAUAUGCAGGGAGUACUUUAUAAUUAUUACACAGUAUAAAUAAUAAUGUUUAGUAUACUACUAUAUAAAAUAAAAUAAUCGGGUAUAAAUAAUCAUAUAAAAUAACUGUCUAGCACACACACACUAUAUAUGUGGUAUGAUCAAGCAAAAUCAGUCUGAAGUCGGUCAUAUUCAAUUUUCAGUUUCUUAUUGGAUUGUAACAAGCAUUUGCAAAGCUACAUUUUGCAGAAAAUCCCAUUGAAAUUGAACAACCAGUUCAAAAGAUAUCAGCAAAUAAAGAGUUUCCAAAACAAAAGGAAACAAAAGGAAAUACUUCCUUUGUUUGGCUAUAUCUCAAAAUCAAUAUUUCAGACUUCCGACUGAUUUUGCUUGAUCACAUCACAUAUAAGCACCAAUAUAGUUACAAACAGCCAACUCUGAACAUGCUGAAUGCAUUCAUGAGGUUUACACGUAAAGCUUUGGAAUGAAAGUACCAUAACUCUGUCUAGCACACACACUAUUGUCUCCACCUGAAAGUUUUCAGCAGUAAUUUGUUAAAGGAUCACACCUGGAUAAGUAUACACGUCUGUAUCGAACAUGAAACAUUCAAUACUUUUUAGGCACAAAAAAAAGCACAAAAAAAGUUUGUCUCAGCUUCUUUUGGCCAAAACAUUCAAGAUCUGACUUGCAUUUGGUAGCCGGCUAAUAUGGUUCAAAUGUUUUUAUGUGACAAACAACAUUUUCUGAGGUAACAUUUUGUGUACAAACUGAACCCGACAUAAAAAAAAAUACAAAAUUACCUACUUAAUCAUUUUCCCUAUGGCAAAAUCGGUCAGACAUCUAAAGUGGAUUUUUCUAAAAUUUUCCCAAUUUCUAAAGUGACAUAUUAUGAAAAUAUGAACUAUUUUACGACACAAAUCAUACAAAUAACAAGUUGCGAUUGUUUUUGUGGCAAUAAAAUGUAAAUCAUAGCUUGAAGAGUGUUGUAUGUCCAUUUGUUUCUCUAAAUGUAUAGACCUACCAAAUAUACUAAAAAAAGCCAGAAGAGUACAUGUCUAACACUUUUAAUCACUUAUAGUCAGGAUUACAUAUUUGUGUGUAUUUAUAAGACUGCUGUCAAUGGACCACACACAUUUCUUUUUCAUAUUUUUAGGCAUGACUGUAUGGAAGACCGACUCUUAUACAAUAUUGUAUUCAACGAGCGUCAUUCCUCCUGGCUGCUCUGGUAGCUGCAGCCUUUUCAGCUCCUCGUUUCCUGUUCUUAGCCACUUGGCAAAGAUGGUUCACUGUGUGUGACACCAUCUUCUUGCUUAUGCAGUAACGUGUUGAAAGUAGUACUUGUGUUUCUUCAUCAGGUACAGCAUCAUCAAGAUUGUCAGAAACUCUUCUUCUCUCCUCAAACACCUUUGCCAGUUGCUCACUUGCAAGAUAUGCACUUGGAUCAGCUGCAAUGCCAUUUUCAUAAUUUUCGAGCAAUUGAUCCAAGUGCAUAAAAUGGCCGGAGCAUGAGGGCUGACAAGUUGUGCAGUGUUCUGGUUGCCUUUCUGGGUCAGGCACAGGCCAUGGGAAGAACAUGAUGGAUGGUCCUCCAGGGUACCAUAGGAUAGAUGAUGGAUCAUCCCCUGGCCUGCUCUGACAAACAGGAUGAGGGCAAUCCUGUUUAAAACAACAAACAAGUCUAAAAACAUAUUUGUUGUUUCCCACUGUGUGGUUGUCCAUGAUUGUCAGAAUUUUGUCCAUAUAUUGAAAUCUCUCCAAUUCAUCAGGUGAAGUUUCUGUUAGUUUCCUUUUGGCCGCGUUAGAUGAUUUGAGGUAUUUGGUCAAACCAUUUCUUUGCUCCUGUAUUUCUGAUGCAUCUGGGCCCAAGGCACAUUUGAAGAGAUGAAUUUCCCCAUCUUUGUAUCUUGUUUUAUCCACACGUUCUAUAUACACAUCUCUGGCUGCAUUUUGAUUAGCCACCACAGUAUCAUGAUCCACUUCCCCAGAUAUGUCUCUGGUAUUCCCACACAAUGUAGAGGGGAUAAAUAAAUUGUUAGCACUCCUUGAAAGUUGCCCAUUGAGGUGCUCCACUUCAUUUAAAAAUGAUCCGCCACUAUAUCGAGUUGUGACAAUUGUGGCCAAUUUCUCUCGGUCUGUAUGCCACUUGGUCCACAUAAAUCUCGUCUCAUUAUGUGCUGGAUUCUCGUCCCCUCCUCCAUCAACUCUGAUGAAAUCAAUUUCUUUGUCUUUGUCAGUGUUUUCUGAUGAAAAGAAUACUGAUUUGAAUUCUGGUUUGGACCGAAGCAUUUGCAAGUCGGAAAAGUGUUGUCCGGCAUUCUUGGGAUCCAUUUUGUUGCACUUUACUAUGCCAGCAUAGCAAUCAUCGGAUGUUUCACUCCCAGUGCAAAAAUAUGACGACACUUGUAAAAUGUUCUGCUCUUUAUUUGUAAAAUCCGUUCUGGUUGCAAGGUCCUCUUCUCCCCUUAUUGUACUUGAGCGAAAUUUACUUGAUGUUGCCAAUGUGUCUAAUCGAAAACCCGCAGCAUCAUCGCGAUUAAUAUAGGUUGCAUUAGAGUUAUCUUUCUUUUGAAGAAUAUUCAAAGAUUUGUACAAAGAAUUGGACCAUUUCUCAUCCGCAUUCAGUUUAAUGUCAAAACCUUUCCUUGCACGCUUGCUGACAAUAUUUGCCACUGAUUUGUAGCGUGUCUUUGAUAAAUGUCUUGAGUUACGAGGUACACAUAGUUGAACAAGUGCGCCAUGAGAAAUGUGCUCAGAGUACUCCUCUUGUAGUUGCUGACGUAAUCGCUGAAAGGUUAUCUUCUGGCCCACCUUCUUUCUCUCCCAAGUCAGCGAUCCCGACGAGCGCCACUUGUCAGCUCCCACACCUGAAUCCCUUACUAUUGUUUCAAUCCUUUUGCCUAUACUUGGAUGUCUUUUCAACAGAGUAGAUUUAUUGGAAGUAGCACGCUUUAGAAGCUUUAGGGUGUCAUAUUUCUUUUUAAUUUUUCUUCUGUAUUUCUCUUUCAGUUGCCGCCGUUUUCUAAUUGAUUGUGGACUUUGUGGUACAGCACUACUUUGGUCUGGCUUGGAUAGCAUCACCUGAUUAGCGUGCUCUUCAGAAUCCACGAUACUGUGAUAUGCGGCCUCAAUUUCCUCUGCUUCAGUCAAAGCAUUUUCAACUUGGUUUUUGUUCUUUUGAUGGUUUCCUAUGCCAUAUAGGUGCUUUGCCUUUUUUGAUGAGAGGUGGUUUGUGACUGCAUAUGUGAUUAGUCGCCGAUCUUUUUCUUUAGAAGCUAAUUUUUUCAAGGUAGCUAGUUUUUCUCUACUGAUUUCAGGGGCACAUGUAGGACUCUCUCUGAACUUCUCCAACACUUGUACAAACAAGCUAUAAUUUGUUUUUUCAUCUUUUUCCAUGACAUAUAUUGUUUGGCAGCCACUCUUUCCAAGAGUUACAAGAACAAUGGGCAUUUUUCCCAGUCUUUUUGAGGCAGUGUAAGCCUUGUAUUUCAGGGUUGGAUAGCAUGCUUUCCACACAGCUGACAAUUUUACUGGUUGAUUUUGUAAGAUAUAAGAUGCAGCAUUAAUAUCAGCUGAGCAGAGUGAGCAAUGAAGUCCCUCCUGGAUAGGCCUAUGGUGUGUUUUGCAUAUGUAUUGCCUAACUUGUUCAUAUUCUUUCAAGCUAAUGGUAUUGUCAAUCGGGGAUACUUGUACACAUUCAUGUACUCGAUUAGCUGGUUCUUUGAUGUUGAGACUUUUAGCUGAUUCGCGCAAAAAAAGGUCCAGCUUACUCUGAAAAUGCUCACCUAGUCAUUGAACGGCAUGAGGUUUGGCAUUUUCACCACUCUGGCCAUCAUGUAUGGUAGCUCCACUAUCAUCAUCAGGUUUGGUAAGCUCUCCACUUUCUUGAUUACUCUGGGCAUCAUGUUUGGUAGCUCCACUAUCAUCAUCAGGUUUGGUAAGCUCUCCACUUUCUUGAUUACUCUGGGCAUCAUGUUUGGUAGCUCCACUAUUAUCGUCAGGUUUGGUAAGCUCUCCACUUUCUUGAUUACUCUGGACAUCAUGUUUGGUAGCUCCACUAUUAUCAUCAUGUUUGGUAGCUCCACUUCCAUCUGCCUGAACAAACUGCACAUCGUCAUCAGAGGGGAUCUCUUUAUCUUUUUUUCUUUGGAUGUAUUUAAGAUCUCGCUUCGCCUUAUGAUCUCUUUUUUGCAGAUCAAUUAUUUCUAUCUUGCAGACGCGCUGCCUUUGCUGAAGGAUUUUGAUUUUGUCUCGUAGACUUUCGGCUUCCUCAAACUUCUCACAGCUUACCUUUAUAUUGCAAUUACUUUCAGCUAUUUGCAUGUCUUUCUUUAUGCCUUCUAAUUUUUCCUCUAAUUCUUGCAUUCUCUCGCUUCUGGCUGUUUUUGUCCAUCUUGCAUUCAAGCCUUCACCUUGUAUAGCCUUGGCUUUCUUGCUCACUGAUUUCCCCUUAGCAAAUACAUACGUUUUGUUUACUACUUCCUUUCCCAUUUUCAGAAGUUUACCUUUACCCCCCUUAUCUGUUAGAAUGAACAGAUUUUUGUUCAAAAUUUCAGUACAUCCUUUGUUCACUGUGCUAUUAUAUCUUGCAUUUUUCCCAUCUUCACGUAAUAUUUUUGCCUUUUUUACAAAGUUUACGGUUUGUACUGAACCUCCUCCAAGAAACUCUCCAAUAGUAGCUUGUCUCUGUGAAGUCGCAGCAGAUCUCUUGAGAUGUCUCUUCUCCAGAGGGCUUGUGUGAGUUGCAGCCUGAGUUGUGAUUAUCUCUGGUUCAUCUAUAAAUCAGAAUAAAAGUCAAAUUCAAGAUGCAAUUAGAACAAGUAGAUUAGUUAAUUAUGGCUAUUAUAGUAUGUCCCCCCCCCCCCUCUCACUAUCAGAAAACAAGAGUCUGUGCGAGAUAUACACUUUGACCUUGGUUUGUCACCUUCAACCAAACAACAUAAUGAAAGCUCCUGUAUUCCAUCUAUGACUUUAAGUUUGGUUCCAAAUGAGCCCAAUUUCAUGUUUUCAAAUAGUCCGACCAUCAUGGCAGGUACUAUGCCCACACACCAGAGGCGGGUAGGUUGAGUGGGCAACUUUUAAAAAGUACACGCCCUGUUAGCUUGAAGAAUUUUUCAGCAAUGUAUGUACUUGUUGGGCUGUUUAAUACAUUCUGUUAUUUGUAACCCGCCUAGCUGGCUGGUUGGCAACAACAACAAAAAUACACCCCUGCCAAUCAUGAUACAAAUUGUCCAUGCCAGCAGUGAAAAGGUAUUUGUGUAUGCGCGUACACGGCCUGAACAAAAUAUUUGUUUCCCGGCAGGCAAGCCACAUUUCCCAUAAUUUACAAAGUCUUUUUAUGAAGAAAAAGGGCGCAAUUUCCCUCCAGAAUCCAAAAAUUCCUGGUGGUGAGCCUACUAAACUGCCCAUGUUUACCCACCAUGUGCGCGUAUAUGAUAAUACAACCAUGUUUAUCAGAGAUAUCAAUGCACAGCUUGAGUUGAAUAAUAUGAGAAGCUUCCUUUCGAUAUAGGCCUCAUUAAUACAGUUUAUGAAUAGAUGUCAACUUACUUGUCUCAGCUGCAGUGUCAGAGUCAGAGUCCACUGAUGAUGUACUGGUAGUAGGUGUAGAGGGCACAUACUUUGAUGAUGUACUGGUAGUAGGUGUAGAGGGCACAGACUUUGAUGAUGUACUGGUAGUAGGUGUAGAGGGCACAGACUUUAAUAAGUGGCUUGAUGGUGUACUGGCAGUUGAGAACACCAAUGACCUUCUUGAUGAUGUACUGGUAGAAGACGACAAUGAGACCACGUCAUCUUCACCUUCAGCUGGGAACAUAAUCAGGAUAGACUAUCAAUACAAGCAGUGUAUCUAUACAGUCAUACUGGUUAUCUGAGGGGACCAUUUUACACAUUUUUGAAAUGCAAUGAUGAAAUUAAUUGACAAGAACAUUUUUUUCCAAUCAUAAAAGGUCUGAUUAAUAUCCUUUAAAAAGCACAGGAAAAGCUUUUAAUACUUUACCUUGAUUUUAAUAACUAGAGGGUUGUACCAUGGGGUAAUAGGUGAAGAUUUUUUUAAAAAUUUGACUGAAGAAUAAAACUUGAGGGUUGAUAUUUCUAUUAACUUUGAAAUCAGGUUUGACCUGCUGUUUGAUAUAUCCAUAGCCCUACAGCAGUACUUGUAUCACAAUUCCAUAAAAAGGAACUCAUUGAUGGUAAGAUCUAUUAAAUAAUCAGUAAUUUUUGGUUUAUAUGUGACCAUCCACCACAUAUGGGCAGUAAAGUCGGCACUAUUAUAGUGGGAUAUUGUCCAAUCAGCUACCUCAAAAAAUAAUAAACAACAAAGGCAUUUCAUGGACCUAUUCCUGCAAGCUAUUCCUGAGUUAGACUUGAUGACUGAAUAAAGCUGUGUAAUCCUAUCGUGCCUCACGUAAGAUUUCAUGCUAGGCUAAUUCUGUGAGGUCUUACAUGAAGGUUGAAGGUAGAACCAGAAUCUGGAUGGGUAACAUCUCAAAAUGCCAAAGCCGACUUGACAGCCCAUUUGUGGCAGAUGGUCACAUCACAAAAUACAAAAUCUACUUACAUGUAUCUGUUAUUUGAUGGUCAUAGGAUGGCACUUCUUCAUCAUUGAAAACAAAGUGUACUGGUUCCGAUUCUUGCAGGAAGGCAAACAAUUCGUCGUCAUCUACAUCUGUACCGUCAGACAAUCUCAGGCACUUGAAAUGCUCUCUUGCCUUUUGCAGCUUAGCAAGACCUGAAAAUGGGAAUUUAUUAUAUAUAAUUUAAUCUUUAAAGUUUAAAAAAUAUCUAUUUCUGAAAAUAUAUUGCUGACUGUACAUUGUAUUAUACCAUUUGUUUUGGCAAGGAAAACUAAUACACAUUGCAUUUGGAAUUAUAACAUGCCACAAAAUGAAAAAUUCUGUUCACCUGAUGCAUGUAAGUAAACAAUGAGAGUAAACAGCCAAAGCAUGUAACAAAUCUACUUUUUAACAUUUAGUUUGUUGUAAUGUGCUCGCUAUAAAUUACAGGACAAGUGUUAAGGUUGUAAGGUACUUCCCUUACCUUUCUCUAUCAACUCAUCCAAUGAUUUUGCCAAUACAAGUUUCUUGUCCUCUGCAUGCCAUACUUUGAACAUACGGGGUGCCGGUGCUGAUGCUGCCAUUCUCGAACAAAAUGUGAUUAAAUGUGACUAUAGCCUGUAUAAAGUAAAUAAAGAUCAUGAUUGAUAAAUAAAAGCAGGAAACUAUAUGUA